AUGGGGAGGUUGAGCGGAAGUCGAUGUACAUGGCGAGAGACACCAGGCACAUGUGUCCUGGAAUCAGAGUUUGGUUUCACACUUAACUGUGCCUUCAAAAAAUCCGGUCUCUUUCGGGUCCGAAAUCUCGGGGGAGUCAAGGGCUACGUCGGCCUCGGGCUCAGUGUUGGUGAUGAACUCGGAUUUCGAGAAUCAUUGUCGAACCUAGAAUCGAGUAAGAGAAGGAGUGUGCAAACUGGGCAAGCAAAUUUCAUUGGAAUAACAAAUGGGGGCUCCCAAAAUAGUGAUCCUCGGCAAGGCCUCCAAGGCACUCGAGCUGUCCCACCUUUCAAACCUCUACCACCAGGAGCAUCGCGGCCAAUGGCCCCGCAGCCUGAGCACCAGAGAUUGGUCGUGCAACAAAACUCGACGGCCUUGAAAACUAUUCCAGCACCUUCACUAGCUGCGUUACAAGACGCGGCUAUGCGCCAGCACCAAGUCCAAUUACAACAACAAAAAACUAUAAUGCAACAACAGAAAAUUCUACAGGAGAUGAAUCUGCGUCAGCAGCAGAAAGCGCAUCAGGACGCACUGGCUGUGCAAAUUCUUAAGGAGCAGAAGCAGCAACAGGCAGUUGCUAACAAGCAAAAAUUGGUAGAGCAGCAACAAAUGUUGAAUUUACAGACCAAACGGAUACAGAUACCUCACGGCACAGUUUCAAUAACCAAUUCUCCAGUGUAUACCCCAGCAAUGAACAACAUUGCAACUGGUAUUUCGCUGUCAGAUGCUACUGCUAUUGGAAAAAUUACCAAAGUGCAGCCAAUAGCUGGCGUUCUAAUUAAAGACACGAAUUUACCUGCAUUUGUUACGAUGCCACCAAUGUCAUCAGCUCAACUCACCAAUCGCCUCAGUAAUAGUCACACUUUGCUGGUGGAUUCUGUCAAUGAGGUUCCUAAAGAUGACAUUAUCCAGCUUCCCCUUCCCAGUGAAGAAAUGGCUGCAUCUGUUAAUGAAAUGACUCUACAAUCGUUGAACCCCAAUGGUUCCCCAGAGAAUCCCCAAUUCCUGAAGCAACAGAACGAGAAACGCCAGACUGUUCCACAACAGUCUUGGCCGUCCUUGGGACCAAUUCACGAGAUGGGAACAUCUCUGAAAGCGUUGGCGGAGGCUAGUAACAUUACCCUCGAAGCCCUGGAAGCUGCCAUUCUACUGAGACAGAAGCAAUUGAUGGAGAAACAUCAAGGGCCGACCACUACAUCCACCACCACUACCACACAAUCACCGAUGAAGAACAAUUAUAACAACGCUGGAACCACAAAAGUCAUGAACGCUCCUCGGGAGUACUACCCGAUGGGUUACGAUAAGAACUUUGACGACAAUUUCGCUAGUCGAGUUGAUCUUCCAGAUACAAGUUUCUAUUGUGGGGAUCAGAAACAUUUCCCAGGUCUCUAUGCCGAUGAGGAUUUAGGCUGCAUGGUCUUCCACGUGUGCGCUUUAACUGACGACGGCCUAAUAAUGAAGAGUUUCCUUUGCCCAGAGUCAACUCUAUUCGACCAAACGAUUCUUAAAUGCAACUGGUGGUUCUAUGUUGAGUGCAAAAACUCUAAGAGCUUGUACGACAGCAAUAUCCCCAUCAGCAAAAGCUAUCAACUCAUGAAAGCGCUCGCUUUCUUCUCAGCUUACAAAAACCAUGACAACGCAACUUCUCGAGCCGAUAAAAGCGGCUCGUGAAUUAAUUAAGCAAUCGUAGCUCUCACCAAAAUGUAUUUUAUCAGUCUUAAUUCAUGCUCAAGUAUCUAAGGGUUAAUACUUACAUAGAGGCAGAUGGGAUUCCGAAUCUUUGAUCGGAACAUUAUAAGUAAAAUUAGAGAGUGGUGGUCAAAUUACGAAUAAUUCUGGAAACAAGUGGGUAUAGGAUUGGAAUCUUCUAACUCUAUUCCAGAAAUUAUUUUGUAAAUAGAGUGAAUAGUCCAAUUAUGGAACACUCAAGGCUUUGGAGAUUCAGACAAUGGUUUGGAAAUGAACUAUUGUUUGAAAAAAUUGAAAAAAAAUAUUGAUCGAUUCCAAAUUCAGUAGGCUUCUGAAAAAAACGAAAAAAUACAUUAUGUAAUGAGAAAUAAUUUGGAAAAAUGAAAAAUUAUGUUCAAGUCCAAAAGACCUAUUACGGAACAUUAGAAUUUUGUGAGACGGUGAAAGGUUAGGAGCGCGAAGUAAUAAAGAUAUUUUUGUAGAAAAAUGUCAACAAGUUCAGAUUAUAAUUGAAAAUUCCAAUUGUUAUGCAAAGAAUAAAAUUUACUAGUGCACAAACGUAAAAAUGAGUAAUGUCGAUCACAUGAACAUAUAACUCGACUUUCUUCGUAUAUGAAUUCGUCAGAACAAUUUAACAAGGAAUAGAAACAUAAAUGUCAUUAUAUUUUUAACUUAUCAAUUAUUUAUAUGCUUUUGACUGAACCACUCAGCCAUGUGCCAAACGAAAACAUCAGUGUUCCGUCGAUUGGAAAUGCCAUGAAAACUCAACCCAAAUGGCGGAACACCCAUACAUUUAUAGAAAUAAGAACUUUCGGAUACAAUGAAUGCAAAUAUAUGAAGAAAUGAAGCUUUUAGGAUCAAUAUUAGUCUAGACUUACGCCAUUUGAUGAUUAUUAACACAAGUAACUUCGUUGGGUACAUUGGCGGUCACACUGUCACAUCUAACCAAUCACCUGGCGCAAAAUGGCUGAAAAUAACAGCUGGCAGGGUUUAUUUCCAUUAUUUAGCGAACAACAGCAGAUAGACCACCAAAUCUAUUCUCAUAUAGAUGGAAAUUAGACUUGAUUAAAAAAAAAAUCAAAUCCAUAGAAUAAGUAUUAUUCAAGUAUUCCGUUAAUUGGGGGGAGGGGGUUCCGCAAUUGGACUGUUCACUCUAUCCCGGGAAUUAGAGAGCUGGAAGAAAUUUUUUGUAACGAAUUCUAUCAACUAUAAAAGUUUUUCGAUAAAUUCCUAUGGGUAUUUCCCUUUUUUGAGGACUCGUUUUUUUUCCUCAAAUUUUUCGAAUUGUUAAUGCAAUUGGUUGAAUAAUUGAUGAUUAGACGCUGAGGCUCUUGCCUACUGCUUUAAGAUGUUUGUAUAUAUAAUUUAUUAUUUAAUAAUUAGAGGAUUUUAGCGAUUGUAAUUCUAGUUUUCGUACAGGGUUAUUAAGGUUUUGGUGAGUAUUCUCAUAAUAGUAACUGUUGAAUGGAUUAUUUUGCUACUACUGAUUAGGAUCAUGAAUUGUGUAAAUAAUUUGUACGGAAAUGUGAACGAAAAUGAUGUUUUUUCUACUUUUUUGUUUUAUUAAAAAUAAGCAUCGAAUAUCCAUAUAUAAUGAUUGGUAAUCAAUCGGAUAAAUUGAAUUGGAUAAAUUAUCAAUGAUA
Molecule: messenger RNA, 3371 nt
Organism: Diachasma alloeum
Lineage: Eukaryota; Metazoa; Arthropoda; Insecta; Hymenoptera; Braconidae
Gene: mtg
Product: probable serine/threonine-protein kinase yakA
Exons: 7
Coding region: 1-1710 (569 amino acids)
Cellular component (GO): extracellular region
Molecular function (GO): chitin binding
Source: RefSeq, a predicted model, not a curated record